This is a messenger RNA of Acanthocheilonema viteae, 228 nucleotides long. Lineage: Eukaryota; Metazoa; Nematoda; Chromadorea; Rhabditida; Onchocercidae. The record is from the annotation of a GenBank genome assembly.
AUGACAUUGAUAGCUUAUCAUACUGAAUCCCAACAUAUUUUACCUCGAGGAAAUUACAUCGAUUAUGACAGAGGUGAUUUGCACAUGCGAAAUUUCGACGUAAUCAAUCCAUUAUCCAAUUCAGAUGGCGGAAGGAUAAGGUUUGACAGUUAUCGUGAGUUACCCAAACGAUAUUUUGAUGCACUCGCAGGUCAAUCAUUGGGUAAACGAUCGGCAGCGAUACUAUAG